Molecule: messenger RNA, 1173 nt
Organism: Clonostachys rhizophaga
Lineage: Eukaryota; Fungi; Ascomycota; Sordariomycetes; Hypocreales; Bionectriaceae
Source: the annotation of a GenBank genome assembly
AUGACGAGCAAUGCCGCCAUCGUGCAGGGCAUGGCAGACGCCCUGCCCACCCAUCAGAAAGACGACGAUAGCUCCGACCUAGCCAGCUCCUACGAGGCCGUCGCUCUCCUAGUCCACGCCCAUCUCGCCUCCCUAGGCUUCCGGCUCUUCGGAUUCGACGAAGAAAAGCCUCUACCCGAAGCAGAGUCUCUUGCCCCGCGCCUCCCGCCGCAAUGGAACAACGGAUUCGGAUCGCUCAGCUUCGCCUACAAGCACAAAAUGUCGUCCAUGGACCUACUUCUACGCAUCGACCGCAUGGGCACAAAAGUGAGCGUCCGCGGGUUCGCCAUCGGGCACGAUAAGAUCCAUGGCUUCGAGCGCCCCAUCAGAGACAUCGUCAACUCAAAAGGCCUCCCUGUGAAAAUCACAAUGACAGACAAUGGCGAAGAUCGAAGCGACCUCCCUGAGCAGCUGAAGAAGGUCUUCGCGUCGGAAGACGCAAUCAAAUGUACGUCGCGCGCUCUACCGGCCUUACCUUACCAGAGCUUGACUAACUCCGCCACAGCCGUACUUGACGCCGUCAUGACCGAAAUCAUCCAGAAGCUGUACCCCAGCCUUGACGAGAACGACCGCAGCACCGACCGCGCCGAGGCAAACGAGCGACUACGAGAAGAACGGCGACCGCCGAACGUGGACCCAUUCUCCGAUCCCUCCCAGCCCAGCGUCCCGUACCCGCGCCCGGGUCUCCUCCCCGAAGCCGCUCGCCCCAGACCUCCAGCCCCCGUCGGCGACUUCCCCCCUCCGGGCUUCGAAGACGAGCAUGAGAUCAACCGCCCGGGCCGCGGCCUAGUCAUGCCCGGCGGCGUCUCCCCCUUCAACAUCGGCCGCGACGACCUUAACCCGCCAGGCCUCGGCCCCCACGAUCCCCUCAGAGGCUCCUUCGUCGGGGGCGGUGGCCUUCCACGACCCGGCGGCAGCUCCGGCAUGCAUCCCACAUUCGACGACCCCCUCUUUGGCGGAUCCAGAGGAGGCCUUCGCGGAGAUCCAGACCAAGGCUCCUACGAUCCGCAGGUACCGCCUGGCGCAAGAUGGGACCCUGUCAGCCCCAACCACCCCAGGUUUCCUGGCUCCGGCGGAGGCGGGCACAAUCCGUUUGGCGGGUUCGGCGGGCCCGGGGGCGGUGGAAUCAUCUAA